AUGAAUUCAUUACCUCCGUCUGUUAAUAGUCUCUUAUCGAAUAUCAAAUCUACGGUUGAAUUGUUAAUACAAUUUCGAUGUGAUUCUUUAACAACAAAAUAUGGCGCUAUCGAACGACUUCGACUGGCUAUUCUGGCAAUUUUAUCACACGGUCUCAAACAGAAUGCGGGAGAUGUAUACGAGCAAUUGUGGCAGUUAAUCGUUCGUUUAAAUGCAAAUUCUCAACGUUACAUUCGUCUACUUCAAGAUAUUUAUCAUAAAGAAAAUAUACGAUUGUCAGUCGAACAAUGGAUCGAUCAAUCAGUGAUUAGUCAAUGUUUAUCACACCAACUAUGCUGUGCUACAAACGAUAAUGAUCUACUUCCACAUUACUACUACAAUCAUGCUUUCAUGCGAAUAUCAGCGUUUUAUGAAGCAUUCCUGUUAUGCAUACGAGCUGUUGAAUAUAAUGAUCCGUCGCUAUUGAUUGACAUCGACCCGAAAUUGUCUGUUACCGGAUAUAAUCCCACGAUAACUAUCAAGGAAGUAGCAAGUCCUUCAACUACUCUUCCAUCCCCUCCUACGAAAAUCUUCUCGCCAAUGCUCCUUUCGGCUGAUAAAACUACAGAUGAUAUUCAAGAAAAACUUCAUCCACUUACUCGUCAACGUACACUUCACCGCCGUAUUCAUAGUGAUCCAGUCUUCUCCAUCCCUAAACAUUCUCUUAGUUCAAAUCGCCUACGUGUUACGUCACCACCACCUACACCUAUCCAUGAUGAGAAUAAAAGUAUUCCAAGCAUAUCCUAUUUUCAAUCAGACGAAUGUGGUUCCUAUGGAUCAAGUUACGACUCUCGUGGGGAUAUAUUGGAUCAAAAUAAACAAACGAAUCUAACUUUAGGACAGUCGACCUCUCCUCAAGCGCAUCGCCAGUCAAUAUCGAGUGAUAUCACUUUGAUUGAUGAGAAGAAUCACAAUAAUCGAUCCUCGCCGUCAUUCACCAAUGAAGAGACAACACUCUCAACCAAUUCUACCUCACCUAUGGAUCAGAGUUUUACAACAUUUUCGACAAAUGAUCACCCUACACGAAGUAUUCGUCUUCCACACUCUUCGUUACUUUGGCCUCGAAAAGGUCAAACGCUCGAUAAUUACAUUCGCGAGUGUGAUUUAAAAACUCGUACAGAUGUUGAAAAGGAGAAUGCACAUUUCUACUUCAGUGAAGCCAUCAUAUCGGCCAUUGAACAAAUUAAAUUUACUCAGCAAUGUAACAAAUACUUUGGCCAAUCAUGGCCAUCAUCAUCGAUAGCUAGUCUGUGUUCACCGUGCGAAACUGUUCACGUUUCUUCCUCAAAUAGCAGUUCAUCACCACCUACACAACAAUAUAUACCUUGUAAUUCAAAACUAGUAACUAGUAAUGAGUACAAAAAUUCGACGAUGGAAAUAUCACAAUAUGAUCCGAAUUCGGAGAUAACAGAAUCGACUGAAGCACCUAAUAAUUUCGAUUGGUCUGUUCGAAGUUCUGCUUUAAGUUUAAAUUUACAAGAAACAUCUGCGGAAUCUAUAGCGUUAUCACUGAUGGAAACAUGGAAGAAUUACAAAGUUCCAACAGCACCUGAACUCUUCUGGAUGAUUCCACAUGAUGAAGAUCUACCACAAGAGUUAUUACCUCUACCUGAGGGUAUAUCAGUUGAUCCUAGUGAAGACUAUCUUUCGAAUGAAGAUGGCCAAAGGAUUCUAUGUCGAGGUAAUAAUCAAUGGGCACCACCUCGCGAACAAUUGAUCUUUCAUAUUCAUCAACCAGCCAAUCGUGAUCAUCAACUGAGAAAACAAAGCUAUCUUUGUGCUGGCUGUGGUCGUCAUGUUGAAAAAGGCUAUGCUCAUCGUUAUCGCUACUGUGAAUAUACCGGAAAAUACUUUUGCCGAAGUUGUCAUUCGGAUAAACGUUCGUUUUUACCAUCGUAUAUCAUUUCCAAAUGGGAUUUUUCCAACAAGCACAGUGUAUCGAACUUCGCGUUUGAUUAUCUAAAUCGUAUUUAUGCUGAUCCAUCGUUUAAUCUUCAUGACUUAAAUCCAAAACUAUUUGAAAAGAAUAAGCCGCUAAGAGUGGUCGCUGAACUACGUUUGUCAUUGUAUUAUCUUCGUAAUUAUAUUCUAACAUGCCGCUUUGCGAAAGAAAAAGGUUCUCAGCAAGUUUUCCAAAAAUUAUCAUCGUAUAUCUACUCCGAUCCACAAAUGUAUUCAAUUCAAGAUCUAUUCAAAACCAAAUCAGGUGAUUUAAUCAAGGUGCUCGAACCCAUUGUAGUCAAUUUACGUGAACAUGUGUUGACAUGUCCGUUGUGUCAUGCCAAAGGAUUUAUAUGUGAAAUAUGUAUGAAAGAGAAAGAUAUUAUUUUCCCAUUCGAGUUAGAAACUACAAAUGUCUGUCAAGUGUGUCAAUCGUGUUUUCAUUUUCAAUGUUGGGAAAACAGGAAAAUUCGUUGUCCAAAAUGUGAAAGAAACAAAAGUAGAAGUAGUCUUACUUCAUCGAAGCGAAGUAACACACCGACGAAUGUUGCACAAGAAAAUGAUCGACUAGCAUCCAGUAUUCUUCUUUCGUAA
Adineta ricciae is the source of this 2574-nucleotide messenger RNA. Lineage: Eukaryota; Metazoa; Rotifera; Eurotatoria; Adinetida; Adinetidae. The record is from the annotation of a GenBank genome assembly.